This is a messenger RNA of Mesocricetus auratus (golden hamster), 923 nucleotides long. RefSeq names its product chromosome unknown C8orf88 homolog (gene CUNH8orf88). Gene Ontology annotation, biological process: negative regulation of translational initiation. NCBI's taxonomy places the organism in Eukaryota, Metazoa, Chordata, Mammalia, Rodentia, Cricetidae. Gene Ontology annotation, molecular function: eukaryotic initiation factor 4E binding. Gene Ontology annotation, cellular component: cytoplasm. The record is from RefSeq and is a predicted model, not a curated record. The transcript has 6 exons. The coding region runs from base 178 to 537 and encodes 119 amino acids.
GCGCCCUCGCCCCGCCCCCUGCCCGCUGCCGCGGCGACCCAGGCCGCGAGCCGACGCGCGGCUGGAGCCGUUCCCCGACGGCAGCCGGGCGCUCGGCCGCCGUGUCUGGGCUGAGCGCCGCGACGCCGCGCCGGAAACCCUCCCGGGUCUUGAGGCGUAUGGAACCUCAAGGACUUUAUGACAAUGGAAACCAAAAAAUUGAUUGGCAAGCCGCUUCAACCAGCGAGACCUGUUCGUCAUCUCUCUUCUCCUCCAGGACCAGUGUUCCCUUUUAACUUUCAGAAUGAAUAUCCAUGUAACACUCAGUGCUUACAGAGUGGAGUUGGCAGAUGUAAGACAAAUGGAAUGCAAGCCUUUUCUCAAGGUCUUAAUGAGCAACAGCAACACCAGUCUCCAGUUAAAAAAGAGAGAAUUAAAUACAGCAGAGAUUUCUUGUUGAAGCUUUCAAGUGUUUCCAUCUGCAGAAAAAAACCAGACUUUCUGCCUGAUCAUCCCAUUGUACUUCAAAAACCAGAAAACAACCAAAGUUUUAAGUAGCAUUUAAGAACAGAUGAAUUUGAAGAUAAAGAAUUAUUCAUUUUAUAUUUUGGACACCUGCAAAUGAAGUGGACCUAGUAAUAAUAACUAAUGGACUGUGACGAUUCAAUUUAUUUUUACUUUUGAUGGUUGGCUAUUUGGUUUCUCAUAAAAUGAGAAAGAGAUAUUUAAACUAUAAAGAAUUUUUCUAAUCAGUUUCAACUUUGCAGGUAGUUCCUGCGAAAAUUGGGAAGUAACACUCGAAAGUGGGGAUGUUGUUGGCGAAGUGGGAAGACUGUAUUAUAAUUUGCAUGCUACUUGCAAUUCUUGUUUUUCAUCACUUGUAAUAAUGGAAUGGAAAUGUAAGCUGUAAAGAUUCUCAAAUAUAAAGUAUUUGCUACAAUGUA